AUGGCUUCUGACAGUCUUGUGAGCGAAUACUCGAUCGUGGAUCAGUCAUACCAACUUCUUCACAGUGGUAUCCUGAACAAUCCUGUCAUUUUGAAACUACUACCGUCGAAGGCCGCAGAAUAUGCUAAACGAAUCAAGUUCGAGGGGUGCCACAAGCCGGCCUUUCCCAUCAACUGGCGUUUCGCAGAGAGCAUUGCUGUUUUGAAGGCGACUGAAGGCAUCAUGAUGAACGCAUUGUUGGAGCAAAAAUAUGGUGUUGAGCCCGAAGAUGUUGUGGUCAACAUCGACCACGCGCAAUUAUUCCUGAUUUCUUGUCUUUUGACAACGAUCAAGACCAUCGAUCAUGUCUCGGUGUCGACGGAAGGUUUCGCGACGACCUCGAUCUUUCCAAGUUGCGACAUAUAUCGAAAUUCGGCAAGUGCUUAUCGGAGCUGCGCGGGCAAUAUGUAUCAUACUAAGGACGGUCGAUUUUAUCAUGUGCACUCAAAUUUGAAUCCUGAUAAGCUUCAGGAUGCACUUGGUCUGCCUCACGAUUCUGAGGGGGAUGACGAUAACUACGAUGUGGCCCACAAAUUAUAUCAGGAAAGGGCCAUUCAAUACACGGCUGCCGAACUUGAUGAUCUUUGUAACGAAGUAAUCAAAAUCUCGGGGACUGUAGCUUGGAGCGUGGAAGAGUACUUGGCCAGUGAACAUGCACACGCCAACGCUGACAGACAAUUGUGGAACGUGCAGGACGUUCCGAAUCCUAACCAAGCGCCUUGUUGGUGGUCAUCCUCCGACGAAACGUCGGUUUCUCGACCACUCUCUGGACUGAAAGUUGUUGACUUCAGCCGCAUCAUUGCUGCGCCAACUCUGACCCGCGGAUUGGCAGAGUACGGAGCAAGCAUAAUGCGGAUCACUUCAUCUCAUCUCCCAGAUAUGGGAUUCCUGCAUCCAGACAUGGCAUGGGGGAAAUGGAACACCGACCUGGACCUCCGACAACCUGCAGACCUCGAAAAAGCCAAACAACUGAUUCUUGAAGCCGACGUGGUUGUGUACGGUUAUCGGCCUGAGGUGCUUUCCAAGUACGGCCUGGGGUGUGAUGAUGUCCUCGAACUCUGCCACAACCGGGAGAGAGGUCUGAUCGUUGCCAGGCUAGAUUGUUACGGUUGGGUUGGUCCUUGGGCUCAUCGGAGUGGAUGGCAACAAAUCAGCGAUGCCUGUUGCGGUGUCUCUCUUGAUUUCGGGCGGGCUAUGCACGGUACUGAUGAGCCUGUAACUCCUAUUUUCCCGAACUCCGACCAUUGUGCAGGCUUAGCGGGACAUUUGGGAGUCAUCUCGGCACUUUUGAAACGAGCGCAAAAUGGAGGAAGUUAUAUUGUGGAUUGUUCAAUCAACGCAUACUCGCACUGGCUCGUGCAGUCUGUCGGUACCUACCCACAGGAAGUAUGGGACAAAGUAUGGUCUCAACAUGGGCGACCAAAAUUUCGACACUAUCAACCUAUGCAGUAUUUGUUUCCUCAGGGAGUCAAGAUGCUCAAAGCGAAUAUGCCACAUCUUUUCAAUCCGGAUUAUUUUGAAGAUAGAGACGCUAAAGCAAUGGGCUGUAAGGUUAAUUGCGUGAAACCAGCUCUCAGAUUUCCCUCUGGAAAGGUGAAGUUGAGGUUCCAGGUGGGUGCCAGGACCAACGGCAUUGACCAGCCUAAGUGGCCGUCUGACCUAUUGACCGAGAUAGUAUGA
Exophiala spinifera is the source of this 1719-nucleotide messenger RNA. RefSeq lists its product as uncharacterized. The transcript has a single exon. Bases 1 to 1719 code for a protein of 572 amino acids. Gene Ontology annotation, molecular function: catalytic activity. The record is from RefSeq and is a predicted model, not a curated record. Lineage: Eukaryota; Fungi; Ascomycota; Eurotiomycetes; Chaetothyriales; Herpotrichiellaceae.